Molecule: messenger RNA, 2025 nt
Organism: Camelina sativa (false flax)
Lineage: Eukaryota; Viridiplantae; Streptophyta; Magnoliopsida; Brassicales; Brassicaceae
Product: low-temperature-induced 65 kDa protein-like
Biological process (GO): response to abscisic acid; response to stress
Source: RefSeq, a predicted model, not a curated record
UAUAACUCUGUAUAAAGCGUCCAAGAAGCUCCUCAGAUUUUCUCAGCAUCAAUUUGGUUGCAGAUAUAGGAAAAGAACAAAAAUCAAAACCAAGGAAAGAUUAUGGAUUCACAAGCGCAGUUGCAACGUUCUCAUGCUCAGCAUCAAGCAGAGAAGCCAAUAAAGAUUCACCAUCCUGAGGAAGGAGAGCAUCAUGAGAAAGGGCCAUCGAAAGUUCUAAAGAAAGUGAAGGAAAAAGCCAAGAAGAUCAAGAACGUUCUAACAAAACAUGGACAUAGUCACGACCAUGAUCGUGGAGAACACAUCCCCGAUGAUCACGAUCUAGACCAGGAAGACGAUGGAGAUCACUACAGAGACCAACAAAUACGCGGCGGUGCACCAGCACGAGGAAAGGCUCACAGUCCGGUGAAGCAUGAGAUAGUUCCUCCAGGCACGAAAGCUUUUCCCGUUGUGUCCUCUUCACAUACGAAACACUCUGAGCCAAACAGAGGAGUUGGCCACGAAGCACUAUCUCAUCCUGUGAAACACUCAGGUGUACCUAAAAGAGAAGAGAGCGGAGGAGCUUCUACGUUGACACCGCAUAACACACCCGUAUCUUUGCUCACUGCAACAGAAGAUGUGACGAGAACGUUUGUUCCUGGUGGAGACAAGUCUCGAGACCAACGUAAGGUUAAUAUCGACAGACCAAGAGGACUUGAUCAAGAUCCAGCUGCUCCUGGAUCUCAUGGUGGGAUGUCAAAUUAUCAGUCCAAAGUUACUGAUCCCACCCACGGAAAAGCUUCAGGAGAAACUGGACCAGCAACGACGGUCUCAGCUCUUGGAAGGUUAGGGUUAGGAACGGACUUCGGGAAGAAAAGCCACGGGUUCGCUACGAAAUCGGAACCUGAAAUGGGUAAGCAUUUACCGGCGGGAAACUAUGGAUCUGGUCUGAGGAAAGAGUCACCGGAGAGGAGUGAUGAACUUGAUUUGGGAAGAGAUUUACCGACGAGAACUCAAGGUAUACAAAACCGUGAGAAUCUUGAUUCGAAAUCUCACGAGAGAGGAGAUGAGAUGCAGCAGUCGAAUCAGAGCAGUUACACCGAUAAGAUCGCAUCAGCUACUUCUGUCGUAGCUGACAAAGCUGUAGCAGCGAAGAACGCCGUCGCUUCGAAGCUCGGUUACUCUGGAGAAGGCGGUGGCGUACACCAGAAUCGUCUAGAGGGAGAGGAGACUCCUAGCUCCGGUGUUGGAUACGGGAGUACGGUCGCAGGUAUGGUGACUCCUGUUUACGAGAAGGUUAAAGAGACAGGAGCUAGUGUAAUGACGAAACUGCCAUUCUCUGGGACCGGUGGUACAGAGACGGGACAAGACAAGGGCGUGUCGGCUAAAGAAUAUCUGACGGAGAAACUGAGUCCAGGAGAGGAAGAUAAGGUUUUGUCGGAAGUGGUCACUGAAAAGCUUCAUCUUGGCGGCGGAGAAACGGGGCCGGCGAAGAAGGGGAUAGUGACACAAUCGGAGGAGGUGGAGAAAAGGCUAGGAGGAUUUAAGGAUCCGAGCUCGGAAGCAGCUAUGCAACACGGCAAAGCUUAUGCGGAUGAAGGCGAAGGAGGGAUGGUGGAGAAGCUGAGUGGAGCUGUCACUUCUUGGCUCGCUGGUACGACGGAGGAAGUGACGCAAAAGGCUACACAGUCUGUUCAAGACUCUUCACAGUCACUUGGCUCCACCGUUGGAAAUAAAAUGGGGUUAUCGGGAGGAGAUGAGGCAGGUCAACAAGGCGGAAAUGGUGGUUCUGUGCCUUUGCAGAGGAGAUUUCAAGAAUCAGGAAACUGAGUUGCUUCUUUCUAAUGUAUGGGUUUGUUAAUGCUUUCCAUGUUAAUGUGUGUGUGGGGUUUUCGAUCCAUGGCUUAUUUUGAUGUAUCUACUACUAAUACUGCCAUGUAAAACGUAUAAAUAAGUUCGGUUACUUGUUAUAAAAUCUGAAACUAACAAAAAGUUAGAAAUAUACGUCGACAGCAGGGUUCGAACCUGCGCGGGCGAAGCCCAACA